Molecule: messenger RNA, 1008 nt
Organism: Amborella trichopoda
Lineage: Eukaryota; Viridiplantae; Streptophyta; Magnoliopsida; Amborellales; Amborellaceae
Source: RefSeq, a predicted model, not a curated record
AUGUUUACGGGUUCGGUGCCAGUGGAGAUUGGCAAUCUCACAGAGCUUCGCAGUAUUUCUCUCAGAAGCAAUAGCCUCUCUGACCCGAUCCCUUAUCAACUUGGUAAAUUGAAACAGGAACUUAUACUAAGUGGCAACAAUUUCACAGGUUCAACUCCUCAUGAUAUUGGCUUAAUCUCGGGGCUCAAAACACUUGACCUGGCUGAAAAUAUUAUUUUGGGUGGACAUAUCCCAGCAUCUCUUGGACAACUUCAGGCUCUUGAGAGUCUACACCUAUUCUCUUGUGGGAUGAAUUUCAGUAUCCCAUCUCAGCUUGGGCAAUUCACGAACCUAAAAUACUUAGAUUUGGGCGAAAAUAAUAUAACAGGUUCUUUACCACCAUCUCUUGCUGCAUUGAGUAGAAAUUCUGCUUUUUCUAUUGCUCUCAAUAGAAUUACUGGUGCCAUUCUUGGGUGGAUUUUCACCAACUGGACUAAUCUAAUAAUCUUGAAUCUCCUAGAUAACUCAUUCAUUGGACCAAUCCCCCCCAAAAUUGGUCUUUUCAAGAACCUUCGUACGCUACAAAUUUCUUUGAAUAAGUUUUCUGGACAUAUCCUUCUAGAAAUAGAGAAUCUAACAAAUCUUGAGCUCUUGGAUCUUUCAAGAUCCAUCCCCACCUCUACAGGAGAGAUGGUGAAUUUGAGUGUGCUUGAUCUUGCCGGAAAUAAAUUGAUGGGACCUAUUCCAACUGCCUUGGGACACCUAACCGAUCUUCAAUUAUUGAACCUGAGUAACAAUAAGUUAUCAGGACCCAUUCCCCAUGGCGGCCAGAUGACUACAUUCGAUGCUUCGUCGUACCACAGGAACCCACGUCUUUGUGUUCCUCCUCUUCCUGAGAAGAAGUGCACUCAUGACGAGUCAAUCUCAAAUUCAAGCAAUAGCAGGGAUAUGAGAUUUCAUGGUUGGCAUUUACUUUGUGUUUAUGCUGUGAAACUUCAGUUCAAUGUAUAUUGUGAAAGUUCAGGUUAA